GCAUAUAUGAGCCAGCGUCCGCCAAGCGCGCUAAACUCACUGCAAAGGAAGCGGCUCUAACUUCCCUAACGAGAGGAUGUAAAUUUGAUUGCACCCACCGGAUUGGUCAAUUUGCCUGUGGUUGAUAUUCUGUAGACGAGUGAAGUGAGGGUUCCCGUCGAGUUAGAUGGGGGACGGCCGAGUUACUCAGCAGAUCCCAGGCUGCCAGGCAGCCGUGAAAGCGUUUCAAUCCCAAGUGCACACCUCUGAGUACACACCCAAAGCAAUACUUAAGAUUUUUUGUAAAUCAGAUUAGAAUCAUGUCCCACACUAUCCGAUCGUCUCGGGAGAUAGCUCUAAUAAGUGUCUGUGACCCUACAGAAAGACGCGGGCUUGAAAAGGUCUCAAAACAAGGACGGGAAAAGAAAGGAGCUAGGGACCAGAAGAAGAAUGCGAACCUAAACGCACAAGUUCACCCAAAAGUUCCCCGGAUGCUUCCCGCAAGACGCUGCAGAACGAAUGGCUUUGAUUCGGACCACUAUCGGUACAAACCUCUAAGCCAAAGGACCAUAAGAUUGAUAGUAAUCCACCCGAGUCGAGGAAGUGACCAGCCUUUGUCGUGUCACCUUAACAUUGUCCACUUUGAUUCAGCACCAUCAUACGAAGCUCUAUCCUACAGAUGGGACAAACAAGAUGGCGGCGUCCUGUGGUGCUGUGGGAAGCCUCUCAAAAUCCGGCUCAAUUUGAUGAAUGCCCUCAACCGUCUCCGCCUCCCCGAUGCUCAACGGUUAAUAUGGGCCGACGCCGUCUGCAUUAACCAAAGCGACCGGGGAGAGAUAACAGACCAAAUGAAAAUUAUGGGAGAAAUCUACAACAAGGCUACCCGUGUCCUUGUUUGGCUUGGGGAAGACACCACCGACGAAGCCGAGCUGGCGCUCGAUCGUAUUAGAAGCAUCUCCAAUGGUAUCCCUCCCCCCGGAAACUUGUCAUGGUGGGGCCCAGUGGAAGCGUUCUACAGUCUGGACUGGUUUUCAAGACUAUGGGUUUUUCAAGAAAUCGCAAUGGCAACCUCUGCAGAAAUGCUUUGGGGAGCGGCAAGUAUUUCAUGGGAAACAGUUGGCCUAGCUUCCACCUCGAUAAGGACGCUUCACUGCGGCAAAAUGGCGCGUAAUCCAGAGUCUGGCAUGUUGCAUGCGUAUCUAUUCCACAAGUGGUCCAUCAAUAGAAACGACUCUCGACGCGAAAGCUUCCUGUAUAUAUUGCAGGUAACCCGAAAACUCAAUUGCGAGAAACCAAAAGAUCGCAUAUACGCACUCUUAGGGUUUCAUACCGUGGAUAUCGAUGCGACCGAUAAAGACUGCUUUUUGCAGCCCAACACAAAGUGCCGCACUCUGUCGGUCUAUCGAAAGGUUGCUAGACAUGCGUUAAAACGAACGCAGACGCUUGAUGUACUAUCCGCUGUUCAACACCAAUCUAGCGUCCGGAGACCAACCUGGGUUCCAAGGUGGAAUAUCUCUACCGGUUACACGUUGGCGCCACUUGGUUCGAAAGUCCAAAAAUUUACCGCCUCAGAAUGCCUUCCGGCUCAUUCAAUCAAGUGGAAGGGGAGGUGGGGUGGGGUUCUCCGUGUUUCGGGUAUUGAAUUCGACAUUAUUGUGGAGGUGGCGGAUGUGAUUCCUGGGUUAGAAAGGCCUGGUGAGCAAACUGCGGCGCUGGUCGAAGUAAUAGCCAAGAUGCGUUCUAAAACUAUUCCUUACCCAACAGGAGAGCCCCUUGAAAAGGUAGGUUGCUGGACCCUGACGGCAGGUAAAGAUUGGUAUGGGAUGAUAGACUCAGGUUGAAAAUUGAUGU
Mytilinidion resinicola is the source of this 1830-nucleotide messenger RNA. RefSeq lists its product as uncharacterized. The record is from RefSeq and is a predicted model, not a curated record. The transcript has 3 exons. NCBI's taxonomy places the organism in Eukaryota, Fungi, Ascomycota, Dothideomycetes, Mytilinidiales, Mytilinidiaceae. Bases 300 to 1820 code for a protein of 506 amino acids.